AUGGCGCCGGGCGCCUCCACCUCCGACCGCGAUCGCGUUGGCCCACACCCGUCAUACAUUGAGAUUGCGAAGCCAUACAUUCUACAAUCGCGCAUGCAGAAAUGUCUCUCAGAUAUCAACAUGAGCGAUGCCAAAGAAGAUGCUGUGCGUCUCCAAGGCGUUGCAUGGAUCGACCAAGUACGACGAGCGCUGCAACUACCUAUUCGCACCUUCAACACUGCCGUCAUCUAUUACCACAAGUUCAGGUUGCUACAUGCAGACAAUGAAUACAAUUGGGCCGAUGCGGCCGCGGCAGCACUGUUCACAGCGUGCAAGAUUGAGGACACGUUGAAGAAGAGCAGGGAAAUCCUGUGUGCUCAUUGGAACCUCAAAGCUGCGCCCGGGGAAACGCUGAGUAGCGAUGAUCCUCGCUUCGACAGUCAUUCCAAACUCAUCAUCGGUCUCGAACGGCUCAUGCUCGAAAGUGCCGGUUUUGACUUCCGCAACCGAUAUCCUCAAAAAGUCAUGGUCAAACUUGCUCGAGCCCUAAAAUUUGACGCCAACGUCGAGGCGAAGACAACUUGGAACCUGAGCAUCGACUUGUACAGGACAUUUGCGCCGCUGAAACAAUCCACGCCAACCCUGGCCAUUGCGUGUCUAGAGCUGGCGGCGAGACUGCACGGAAAGGACGCUACAAAGUUUGUCGAUGCAGGACCUGUCAAAUACAACACAUGGGCAACUAGCCGGGCAGAGGUCAUGGAAACGCUGCUUGAUCUCUUGGACCUUUACACCCACCACCGUGCCGCGACAUCCGUUGGGCCCAAUUACACGCUCGAGCACUUUCUCAACAUUCGUAUUGGAUUGAACCAGGAAGCGUCGGCUGCAAAUAUUCCUCGCUAUUCCCAAUAUGCGUCUGAGGCGGCAUCAGAAACCGGGGUUACGGGCAAUGGUACAAAAUCUCGAAAUGGCAUCGGCCCUGCAAGCCCAUUGACACCAGCAACUCCUGUCACGUUGUCACCUGGCACUGAGCACGCACCCAAGUCGGCUAUAGGGAUCCGUGGUCAGAAUGGCACAGUCAGGUUUAUGCUGGAUGCUGCCAGAGCCCAUGACGAGCGCGCUGAAGUAGAAAAAUUUCACAAGGUCGAAGAAGAGGAGUACGAGGUGGAGGUGUCCAAUGACACUAGGCCCGAUGACAGGGAAAGAGACAGGAUACGAGUUGGACGAGUGCGUCGAGAAUAA
This is a messenger RNA of Bipolaris sorokiniana ND90Pr, 1218 nucleotides long. RefSeq lists its product as uncharacterized. Bases 1 to 1218 code for a protein of 405 amino acids. The transcript has 2 exons. The record is from RefSeq and is a predicted model, not a curated record. Gene Ontology annotation, biological process: regulation of transcription by RNA polymerase II; positive regulation of DNA-templated transcription, elongation. NCBI's taxonomy places the organism in Eukaryota, Fungi, Ascomycota, Dothideomycetes, Pleosporales, Pleosporaceae. Gene Ontology annotation, molecular function: cyclin-dependent protein serine/threonine kinase activator activity. Gene Ontology annotation, cellular component: cyclin/CDK positive transcription elongation factor complex; nucleus.